AUGUCGUCCAUCGUAGCCGCAGCCAAGUCCUCGGCCGGCUCCAACGCCUUCUUCGCCAUCGGCGUGGGCACCGUCGGCCUGCUCACCCUGCUCCUGCUGCGCUACUACCUCCCCAUCCGCCGCACCCCGGCCUACCUCCUCGUGCCCGUCUUCCUGGCCCUCGUCCUGCCCGCCAGCAUCAUCCUGCUCGUGCCCAUUGACCUGGCCAGCGUCAAGGGCGGCGAUGGCUACGACGGCGGCGGCAGGGGCAUCUGGUUGCCUCAGCGCGCCCUGCUGGUCUGCUGGCGCAUCGCGUACUGGUUGACCUUUGCGCUCACUUGGGCCAUUCUGCCUCUCCUGGGCGAAUAUAGCGACGCCGGUUAUCUUUCCCCCAGAUCGCGCUUCUUCUACUCGCUCCGCUCCAACGGCCAGUACUGGGCCAUCGUCAUCGCCGUGAGCAUUCCCGGCGCGAUAUACUUCUUUAUCAACUCGGGCUUCCAUAUCGCUACGAUGAAGGGUCUGGUCAUGGCGUUGGCCUACGCCUGGGGUCUUAUUCUGGCCAUAUAUCUGAUGGGUCACGGUCUGGUUGCGUUCCCUCGCCGGCUGUGGAGAGACGCCAAUGUUGCUGCGCGCCUGAAAAGGAUCCAGGCCCACGCGCCGAGGGUGCAUGAGAAGCUCAUGGACGCCAAUGAGAUGUUGGACGACUACGAGCAGCAGGUUGUCCAGCUCCGGGCCAAGAGGAACGCUGUCCCGCGCGAUUUCCAGGAAUGGAUCGAGGAGCUCGGCGACGGCGCUUCGCUGCUGGAAUCGCAGCCGUCGUCGUUGCCCCGCACCUCCCAGCCGACUACGAUACCGUCUGUCAUUACGGAAAAGUUCCUCGCCGAGCUGACGCGCCGGCUCAAGCGUGCGCGCCACGCCAGACUCCGCUUCGAGGACGAGUGGGCGCGCCUCGUCGCCAAUGCCGUCUUUACGCAGGCCAUCAUCGAUGCUGGUCCGAGCGGGCGAAUUGAAGCCACUGCAGGAGCUUCGUGGCGCUCUGACAACUUUUGGUCCCGGCUGGGCCGCCGCACGCUCAGCCCUGGCAUGCGCUUCCACCUGCACAACUACGUCAUCCCGGCCCUCUACUACGGCAGCAGUGCUUUCUUCGCGCUGGCGUCGGCCGCUAUUGUCUGGUCUGAAGUGACCAAGUCCAUCUCUCACAAGGUCAAUAUCGUUGGUUUGUCCAUCGUGCACCAUCCCAACUCCAACCGCGGGAAGAUUGGCUUCGCCGGCCAGUGCAUCGCGGCCUUUUGGCUCAGCUACAUGGUGCUCUCUGCGCUCUACUCAAUCACCGAAGUCAAGAUCUGGGGCAACCGGGCGCUGGUGCGGCGCAACACGUACUCGGAGUCCGCCUGCUGGUACGCACUACAAGUCGCCAAGCUGACGGUACCGCUCGCCUACAACUUUAUCACCUUCCUGGCCAAAGACAUCUACCAAGAAACGGCCUUCUUCCAGUUUUUGGGCAAGCUCAUCAACCUCACGCCCCUGGGCUCGGGCUUCUCGCGUUUCUUCCCCGCGCUCAUCCUGCUGCCCGUCGCGGCCGCGCUGUUCGGCCUGUAUACCCGCGUCAAGCGCGUCGUCGGGCUGGGCGAGUACAUGGAGAUAGGCGACGAGGACGAGGACGCCGCAGACGACGCGUUUGCAGGCUGGCGCGAGGGCCGCGCGCUCAUUGACCGCGAGCUGCACGGCUCGGGCCUGCUUGCCGGCGGGGCACUGGGGCUUGCGCCGCGCGGUGGCAACGGCAAUGGCGGUGGCGCGUCGUCGCCAAACAACAACAGCAAUAACAACACGCUUUCCCCUGCGGCGGCAGGCACGCCCUCGCGCUCUGGUGCCCGCAGCCCGGCGCUCGGCGCUGCAGUCGUGGGGGCGGGUGCGGGCGCAGCGGCUACGGCGGCCCCGGCUGCUCCGGCGGCUUCCACUGUCCCGGCUUGGCAGGCGCGCGCACAGCAGCAGCGGGAGACGCGGACGGCGAGGGCACUGGGGGCAGGGGGCCCGGCUGGUAGUGCUGGAGCAGGCAUCGGCAGCCAACGCCGGCCAGUGGUAUACGAUGCGGCGGAGCGGGACGCGGCCGAGGCGGAAGGGAACUGGCUAGGCGACUUUACGCAUCGCGUCCGCAAUACGUUCGACACUCACACGGCGGAUUUGCCGACUUUGACGGUGCCGAGGUGGAUGAGGGGCGAGUUUGGCGAUGAGGAUGAGGGGGGUGCUGGUGGUGCGAGGAGGGGCAGUGAUGAUGAGGGGUGGAGUUUCGGGAGGCUGUUUGAACGGGGGGGUGGUGGGGGGUUGAGGCUGUAG
This is a messenger RNA of Aplosporella prunicola CBS 121167, 2313 nucleotides long. RefSeq lists its product as uncharacterized. NCBI's taxonomy places the organism in Eukaryota, Fungi, Ascomycota, Dothideomycetes, Botryosphaeriales, Aplosporellaceae. The record is from RefSeq and is a predicted model, not a curated record. The transcript is spliced from 2 exons. Bases 1 to 2313 code for a protein of 770 amino acids. Gene Ontology annotation, cellular component: membrane.